Molecule: messenger RNA, 298 nt
Organism: Drosophila rhopaloa
Lineage: Eukaryota; Metazoa; Arthropoda; Insecta; Diptera; Drosophilidae
Product: accessory gland-specific peptide 70A
Exons: 2
Coding region: 16-198 (60 amino acids)
Biological process (GO): regulation of female receptivity, post-mating
Cellular component (GO): extracellular region
Molecular function (GO): hormone activity
Source: RefSeq, a predicted model, not a curated record
CGUAUUAGCUCAGAAAUGAAGGCAUUUACUUUACUAUUGGUGAUAGUUUCCAUAAUUGGAUUGGCCCACUCUUGGGAAUGGCCAUGGUCGCCAGACAAAAAACCUUAUGAGCCUCCAAAGUUCCCAAUUCCAAGUCCAAAUCCUCGCGAUAAAUGGUGCAAACUUAAUCUGGGUCCUGCUUGGGGCGGAAGGUGCUAAAAUAAAUGGUUUGAUUUUUUAAAACAAGUUGAAUUUCUUUGUCAAAUCGGAGUUAAUAAAAGUCAAAAGUUAAUAAUAAAUAGAAAAAGUAUCAGCUAAA